GUGUGCUCUGAAGAACAGGUGACCUGUGAAGCAGCCGAUCCUCAGCUUGUUUCUGCUCAGCAUCCAGUGAAAGGCUUGAAAAAGGACACGGGACAUUGCCAUGCUGGCAGACAUUCAGUGCACCCUCCUGCUCCCACGCUUCUGCCAGGUCCAAGCUGUCUGGAGAGGGYGGAGCUAAACACCACUCUGGCUCUGAAGGCGGAGCUUCACUCACUGCAGGGGGCUGAGUUUAACUCACAAAAAGCUCUUCAAGAGACUCUUCAGAAGUCAGAGAGGACCAAAAACCUGAUAAAUGCCAGAGCUGCAGAAGUGGUGAAUGUCUCUCGCUCUCAGCUGCUCUUCAACUCUCUGGUCAGCGUCAGCGUUCAGGAGGAUCAGCUGAUCAGUCAGGUGAUGCAGGACAGGCGGCCGCUGGCCCCGCCCCCACCCCGCAGCCAUGAGAGCAAAGCAGCAGAGGGCCCCUCCCUCCUCUUCUUCAUGACCUCUGACCUGUUCAGACAGAAGCCCCUCCCACAAGAGGAGGAGCCAGGCACCUGGAAACCUUCCCCAAUGCUAUGCCCUGCCUACACCACCUUUGACCUGCACAGGAGGCAGAGAUGCUGGGAGACCACCCCCUGACACACACACACAGACACACACAGUAUUGGACAGAUUAAACUUAUUUUGAGUUUUAAUCAUUAUUGUUUGGGGGCUUUCCCCCUUUUUAAUGAAGCUUGUAAGCAAUAUUUUUGUAGAUUCUUGUUUAAUAAAAAGUUUGCUGUAAAUCCAAACCAAUAAAAUGUGUUUAAAUGA
This is a messenger RNA of Austrofundulus limnaeus, 792 nucleotides long. It is a transcript of the gene ppp1r35, whose product is annotated as protein phosphatase 1, regulatory subunit 35. Lineage: Eukaryota; Metazoa; Chordata; Actinopteri; Cyprinodontiformes; Rivulidae. The record is from RefSeq and is a predicted model, not a curated record. Gene Ontology annotation, cellular component: centriole. Gene Ontology annotation, molecular function: phosphatase binding. Gene Ontology annotation, biological process: positive regulation of cilium assembly; negative regulation of phosphatase activity; positive regulation of centriole elongation.